AUGCAACCCUGCGGUUCCAUCUUCCCUCUCGAGCAACCCUGCCAACGAACCUCCAUCUCCGCCCAGAUUGAGAAGCUGAUGCACGACGCGGUGGAGGAAGGCUGCAGGGUGAUCCGAGGGAGGAGGAGGCACGAGAAGGGCGGGCUCUUCUACCAGCCCACCCUCGUGGAGGUGCAGUCCACAGACUCCAUCCUCUUCCGGGAGGAGAUCUUCGGUCCGGUCGCCGCCUUCUACAAGUUCGCCACGGAAGAGGAAGCUCUCCGUAUUGCCAACUCAUCCGAUAAAGGACUCACAGGUUACGUGUACACCCGAGACCUGGCCCAGAUCUGGCGAGUGAGCCGCGGGCUCGAGGUGGGGAUGGUCGGCGUGAACGAGCCCAUCGUGUCCCGCUGCGAGACGGCCUUCGGCGGCGUGAAGGAGUCGGGAUUCGGCGUGGAGGGAUCCCGGCACGGCCUCCAGGAGUACACGUACCUCAAGCUUCUGUGUCUCGGUCAUAUGGCUUGACCGACUGGAUGCAUUCCCCAACUUGGUCGAAUUUUUUUUAGAGCUGUUUUCUUCUGGUCGAUGAUACGAAUAUUUAUUAUACGUAAGGAUUAAUUGAUACAUAAUAAUUAUCUGAA
Messenger RNA from Darwinula stevensoni, 620 nucleotides. The record is from the annotation of a GenBank genome assembly. Lineage: Eukaryota; Metazoa; Arthropoda; Ostracoda; Podocopida; Darwinulidae.